Sipha flava (yellow sugarcane aphid) is the source of this 1707-nucleotide messenger RNA. It is a transcript of the gene Rpn3, whose product is annotated as probable 26S proteasome non-ATPase regulatory subunit 3. The record is from RefSeq and is a predicted model, not a curated record. The transcript is spliced from 2 exons. Bases 119 to 1585 code for a protein of 488 amino acids. Gene Ontology annotation, biological process: regulation of protein catabolic process; ubiquitin-dependent protein catabolic process. Gene Ontology annotation, molecular function: enzyme regulator activity. Gene Ontology annotation, cellular component: proteasome complex; proteasome regulatory particle, lid subcomplex. NCBI's taxonomy places the organism in Eukaryota, Metazoa, Arthropoda, Insecta, Hemiptera, Aphididae.
AUGUAUAGGUUGUAGCUACCAAUAAUAAUCAUUGUCGAAUCAGACAUACAGUCUAUAACUCAUUUUUUCGUAAAUUAUUAUCAAAUUAAAUAAAGAAUAUCGUUAAACAUCUACAGAAAUGGCCACUACCGUUGAACCCAUUCCCGAUGUUGAAAUGACGGAUGUAUCGGAUUCACAAGAAAAGAAAGAUGCCGCGGUCGUUCAAGAAAUAAGAGAUAAUAUUCGACAGAUUGAAAAGGCCGUUCAAACAAAAGAAGCUCGUUUCAUGUUGCGUGUUUUGCGAUUGUGGUCAGUCACCAGGCGCAAGCUUAACGCUGUUGUUCUUUGGUCCAUCAUCAAUGGAUUUUACACGCACUCUGCUUCUGACAAAGAUUUAUUGUUAACAUAUAUCACUACUCCAACUGAUAUACCAGAAGUGAUUAAAAUGCGUACAGGAAAAAAUGCAACUGGAGUUCUAUUACCUGAGAUUGAUGGUUAUAUCCGUUUGUUAGUGUUAGUACAACUUAUUGAUAAAGAAGAUUACAAAAAGGCAGUAGAGUUCUCUGAUCUUCUUAUGGCGAAGUUAAUUGACAAAAAUCGACGAACACUUGAUUUGAUUACUGCUAAAGCUUAUUUCUAUCACAUGAGAUGUUAUGAACUAACCGACCAACUACAUAAAGUUAAAGGAUUCUUUUACAACCGACUUAGAACGGCUACACUUAAAAAAGAUUAUGAAGGACAAGCUGUUCUCAUUAACUGUUUAUUACGUAAUUAUUUACAUUAUAAUCUUUAUGAUCAAGCUGAUAAGUUGGUUCAAAAAUCAGUAUUUCCAGAACAAGCGAGUAAUAAUGAAUGUGCUCGCUUCCUUUACUAUCAAGGUCGCAUUAAAGCUGCUCGUCUUGAAUAUUCAGUUGCACACAAAAAUUUAGUUCAGGCUUUACGUAAAGCACCUCAAAAUUCAGCCAUCGGUUUUAGGCAAACUGUACAAAAGCUGGCUGUCACUGUGGAGUUAUUAUUGGGAGACAUUCCUGAAAGGUAUAUAUUUCGCCAAGCUAGUCUACGCAAGGCUUUGGUACCAUAUUUUCGUCUUACCCAAUCUGUCCGUUUGGGUGAUUUAACCAUGUUCAGUGAAACACUAGAAAACUUUAAGAAGAAUUUCCUUAGCGAUCACACUUAUAUGUUGAUUGUUCGUUUACGUCACAAUGUCAUUAAGACUGCUAUAAGAGCUAUUGGCUUAUCAUACUCGCGCAUUUCAGUUGAUUAUAUUGCUGAAAAACUUGGGUUAGACUCACCUAAAGAUGCUGAAUUUAUUAUUUCAAAAGCUAUUAGAGAUGGUGUCAUACAAGCUACAAUUGAUCCUGAACAUGGGUAUGUGCAGAGCAAAGAACCUAUUGACAUUUACUGCACACUAGAACCAUUGAUUGCCUUCCAUCAGCGUAUUUCAUUCUGUUUGAAUUUGCAUAAUGAUAGUGUAAAAGCUAUGCGUUAUCCUCCUAAAUCAUAUGGCAAGGAUUUAGAAUCUGCUGAAGAACGCCGUGAGCGCGAACAACAGGAUUUGGAAUUGGCUAAAGAGAUGGCGGAAGAAGAUGACGAUGGUUUCCCUUAAAUUUAAAUAUUUUCAUAAUAAUAACCAGUUAUUUUUUUUUUUUAUACAUUUAUUAUAAGAAGUACUUCUAACAUUAAGGUGUCUUAUAUAUAAAAAUAUAUUUCAUAUGUAAAAAAUUAAAA